UUUUAUUUGACUUAACUCGAUACGAGUCAAGUCUUUACAGUUAUUUGGCUUGACUUGACUCAUCGAACUCGCUGGGUUAAAUAGCUUAACUUAGUAAACUUGAUGUCAUCUAGCAUCUUCCAUUAGGGUGCAUACUGUACACUACAUACAGCUGUCGCCAUCAGUCGAAGUAACCUACGCGGUGCUAACCUCUAACAAGUAAAAUAGGUACUAAUUAUCCAACCAGACUUGCCAUUGAUUUCAAAGCAUACCUCCUAGAUAAUUGUCUUUGGCUUCCCCGAACCUUCGUUCUACUUGCCAUAACUACCUCCUAUAAUACUGUCCUUGGAACCAAAAUGAGUAGUAACACAAUGAAAGCCGUCGAGGUUAGAGGCGGGAAAGGGCCCGCCACCUCACUAUUCAUAAAUCCCCAGACCCCCAAGCCCGAGCCCAAGGAGGGCGACGCUCUAGUGCGUAUCAAAGCCUUCGGGCUAAACCGUAUGGAUCUUAUCCAGCGCGAGGGACGGUAUCCGCUCCCGCCGCAAGCGCCGUCUACUCUGGGUGUCGAGUUCAGCGGCACGAUCGAGUCGUUCGGGCCCGGCCCGCACGGCGACUUCGAGGUCGGGGACGCCGUCUUCGGCUUAGCGUACGGCGGUGCGUACGCCGAGUACAUCGCCGUAAGCUCCAAGAUGUUGCUGCACAAGCCGGAUAGCUUCUCCUGGGAGACGGCAGCAGCCAUCCCCGAAACAUGGAUUACGGCCACACAGGCGCUGCAUCUAGUAGGCGAAUUCACGGCGGGUAAGACUGUUUUGUGGCACGCAGGUGCCAGCGGUGUUAGCAUCGCAGGGAUCCAGCUCAGUCUUGAUAGCGGCGCGAGUGCCGUCUACGCAACUGCCGGUACAGAUGAGAAAUGCCGGUUCGUCGAGCGCGAGCUCGGUGCUACUAAGGCAUUCAACUAUAAAACACAGGACUGGGCCAAGGAAAUUCUAGAGGCAACGGGUGGCAAGGGUGUUGAUCUUAUCGUAGACUUCAUCGGGGCUAGCUACUUCCAGAAGAACCUCACGGUUGCAGCAAGAGAUGCCCGAUGGGUUCUCCUCGGCUUGCUGGGCGGUACUCGCCUUGACGGAGUAGAUUUUAGUAUGCUACUCUACAAGCGAAUCCGGCUUGAGGGCAGUACAUUACGGAGCCGAGAUCUCGACUACCAAGGUCGGUUGAGGGACAAGCUGGCCGAAUAUAUCCCUCACUUUGAGAGCGGCAAACUGAAGGUCCUGAUCGAUACAGUCCUACCUAUGGACGAGAUCGUUAAAGCGCACCAGCUGCUCGAGGAAAAUAAGACAAGGGGAAAGAUUGUCUGCACAGUUCCAUAGAAAAAGCGUACAAACAAGAUCUCAGGGAUCUAUUUAUGACUGAAAU
Molecule: messenger RNA, 1392 nt
Organism: Daldinia vernicosa
Lineage: Eukaryota; Fungi; Ascomycota; Sordariomycetes; Xylariales; Hypoxylaceae
Product: quinone oxidoreductase putative
Exons: 4
Coding region: 336-1346 (336 amino acids)
Molecular function (GO): oxidoreductase activity
Source: RefSeq, a predicted model, not a curated record